UUAUAAUGAACUGGUUCAACGGGUUUAGCAGAAAUGGCAUAAAUAAAAUAUACUGGAAAUUUGUAUAACUGGUUGUAAUAGCUAGUAUUUUCUUAAAACGUGCGACAUUUAAAUCCAAGAAGUGAACAUUUAUUUUAGCAUUCGCAUAUGUAGGCUACUUAACAGUGACGCGUGAAAUUAUAUGAAAAUCAUUAUAAUAAUAAUAAUAAAAAAAACAAUAAAUUGUCGCACAGGUUGGCAUUCGCUUGCAUCACUUCCGUACUUUGGUGUUUAUAAGCCAGUUUCAUUCAGUCCCACACAGGCAGGUGAUUUGAAAACAACUCUGUUUCUGACCUGCUCGCGUCAAGAAGCCUACAGAAAUACAGAUCCUUCCAGAGCUCGACCGUCGACAGAUCUGUGAAUUAAUGGGAGCCAGCGGCCAAGUGGACCCGUUAGACUUUCUAACGAAUGAAGAUUUGCAGUAUUUUCUCCACCGCAAGAAGACGGAAAUUUCGUGCAUAGAUCAACCGCACGCGUUAUUCACUCAGCUGCGCGACCACGACCUGAUGACGGAGGAAAUGUUUGAGAAGGUGAAAACGAAGCGCUCUCGUGAGCAGAAGCAGAAGCACAUCUAUGAGGUUCUGGACCGGCUGGAGAAAGAGAAAUCUCAGUGCAUGCAUCAGUUCUGGCGCUGUGUGUUUGAAGAUCAUAUCCUGCAGCUGUACCCGACGCUACGCAAGCUCAGAAACAGCCUGCUGGAUGGCAACUUCAUAUUCUAUGGUAAUUCUCUGGAUGUUGAGACACGGAUGGAGGAUAGUGAAGGAAAGGGGGAGAAAGGAAAGGAGAGGGAAAAGACAAGAAAGAGAAAUAAAGAUGAUAGAAGUAGUGACUCUGAGGAUAGUGAUGAGCCGGGUCCUUCCUCUGCUUGCAAACCCACUCGGAAGAAACCAGCCAAGAACCCCUCAUUCUCAUCUUCUGUGAAGAAGGGAGACAAGCAGCAGAUUUGGAAGAGGCCUAUUAAUAAAACUCAGCUGCCUGUAAACUGUGGGGAUAAAGUGGGCACUUUCUAUUGGGACAAACUGUCUAAAGGUUCAGUUUUUGCUAUUACAGUAUGUGUUUAUCAUACAGUUUAUGCGUCUGAAUGCAUGCUGUCUUUCUCUCCUGUAGGGGAGAAGUGCAUUUUGUCCGAGGAAUGCUGGUUCACCCCAUCUGCUUUUGAGAAGUUUGCGGGGAAGGAAAGGUAUAAAAACUGGAAAUACAGCAUCCGCUCUGGAAACACAACGCUUAAGAAACUCAUAGAGGAGAAGGAUCUUCAGACUCCACCGAUGGAGAGGAGAAAGAGGAAAUGUGUCCCAAAAAGUAUGAAAGAGCUGUUUGAGGAUGAGGAGGAGGAGGAGGAGGAUGAGGAGGUGGAGGAUGAUGAGGAGGAGGAAGAAGAGAUGACAGAUCUGUCGGUUUUCCAGGCUCCCUUUUUACCAGUCACCUGUGUUUCACUUACUGGGACUCUAUACAAAAUCAGGUUUGCAUCAGGGAGUCGUGGAAAGUGUAUACGGACUGAAGAAAGCUGGAUCACUCCGGAGGAAUUUGUAAAGCAGGAACCAACUCUCACUGAUGGACACUGGAAAAAAGAUAUACUGUGCCAUGGAAAAACUAUCAACUUUUUGAUCAAGAAAGAGAUCCUACACAUCCAUUCUUUUCUGUGUGAAUGUGUGGAGUGCAGUGAUGACCCAGAAGACCUAAUGGACCAGAAAAAUGACGAUAUGUGUUACAUAUGUGACUCUGGGGGACAUCUUGUGUGUUGUGACGGGUGUCCACGAGCUUUUCAUUCACGCUGUCACCUACCAGCUGCAGAUGGAGACUCACCUGGGGAAUGGAUUUGUACCUUUUGCGUGUUUAGAACCAGUCAGCAAUGGCAUGACUCCAGUAGCAUGUCUAAACAAGAAGCUCUCAAUGCCUCAGUGUCGCAAUACAGAUUGCACUGCCACUAUCUCCUGUUAUAUGUGUACAAGGAGGACAUCAAGAAGGUGUUUGUCAAGGAUCCACGCCAAACAGUGUCCAGAUACUCUCAGUUCAUAUCUAAGCCAAUGUGGCUAGACAAAAUAAAGCUAAAUUUGGAAAGUGACAAGUAUCAGACAGUUGGCGCGUUUGUCUCGGACUUUCAGCUCAUUUUCAGCAAUUGCAGCACAUUCAAUAGGGACAAUAGGUUUGGGCAAAUGGGUGCCAGGCUGAAGGAAAUGUUUGAGAAGGAGUUCCAGAAAAUCUUCACUAUCCAGUAACAGCUUCCCGUCCAGAUGUAUAAUAUUUGAAAUGUCGAGCUGCAAGUUAUCAUCAUGUUUUGUCCAUCGUUACAGUGGCAAUGACAGGAUUUAGCAAGUAAACACAACAGUGUUCCUUCUGCUGCUCUAAAACUCUUUCAGAAACGGAAGUCACUUGCAUCACAGCUCCCCCUACUGUGUGGAUCAGACUCUUCAUUGUUGCAUUUUGAAUUAUGCUUUCAUCAUUUUCAAUGAUUCCAGUUGCAUCUUUAGUGAUUUUGUUGUCCAAAGAGGUGGACUUAUAGUUUUUUUGCAAAAAAAAAGCAAGCAUGGACUUGGUUUUGCAGCAAAAGACAGUCAAAUUUGUUAAAUACUAAAUGAAUUGACUAAAGUGACAUUUUUGAAAAUAAGGCAUUUCAAUAACUGACUAAUAACAUUACUGAACCUAAACAUAGGAGUCUGAUAAAAAAUGCUCAUUUAAAAGAAAACAUGUCAGACGGACUUAUGCGUUCCAGACAGACGGGAAUUUGGAUUUUUCCUACCUCCUUCUAGGAAAUAACGUCUGGAACGCCACUCAAAGUGGGACAUUCGACCUCUGAUGAAGCAAGUCCUGAUUCUAAUGAGCAUAAACAUAAAGACAAACUUUAACAUUAGAUAUUAAGAUCAUGUUGCAUUUGUUUUUGCUUUUCAUCAGCUGUUUUCAAAGCGAUUGUUAUUUUUUUACUGUUUUUGCCAUAACUGACACAAAAACACAAUAUGCUCUCCUUGUGUUGUGUUCAACAUGUGAACGCAUUUUGGUCAACAGACAGAACGCAUUUUUCAGGUUUGAAAACUUUUUUUUUUUUUUUUUUUUUUAUUUAGAAAAGAGCAGUGUGCUGCAUUUUUUUUUUUUUUUUUUUUUUUUUUUUUUUUUACCACCAAAUUAGCUGUUCUGUCAGUCUAAUCAAGGGUUAUAGCGCGAUCGCUUUAGAUUCUUUGGUUUGCUGUUAAAGGGUUAGUUCACCCAGAAAUGAAAAUUACUCACCCUCAUGUCGUUCCACACCCGUAAGACCUUCGUUCAUCUUCAGAACACAAAUUAAGAUAUUUUUGAUAAAGUCCGAUGGCUCAGUGAGGCCUGCAUUGACAGUAAGAUCAUUUCCUUUUUCAGAUGCC
Messenger RNA from Ctenopharyngodon idella (grass carp), 3386 nucleotides. Its product is annotated as nuclear body protein SP140-like protein. NCBI's taxonomy places the organism in Eukaryota, Metazoa, Chordata, Actinopteri, Cypriniformes, Xenocyprididae. Gene Ontology annotation, molecular function: protein binding; DNA-binding transcription factor activity, RNA polymerase II-specific; DNA binding. Bases 405 to 2255 code for a protein of 616 amino acids. The record is from RefSeq and is a predicted model, not a curated record. The transcript is spliced from 14 exons. Gene Ontology annotation, biological process: regulation of transcription by RNA polymerase II. Gene Ontology annotation, cellular component: nucleus.